AUGGGGCCCCGGGCAAUAGGGGUCCCUGUGUCCUUGCCCAAACUCAAAAAAGCCUAUGAAAAAGGUACCAGGGGCAUCUCAUGGGGCCCCUACUGACCCCAGGCCCUUGGGCAGUGCAUGAGUUCCAAAUGGUCAGUCCGCCCCUGGUGCUGAAUGUUCACAGGUGUGGGGUUGGGAACGUCACUGACUGCCAUCUUUGAAACAUUUACACCAUCCAAAUGUGUUACUGCACCUGAGCGUCUCAUCGCUGUACUAACCAUAGAUUUCAUGUGUCUAGCUGUGAAUGGUCACAGUGAUCACAUGCAC
Staurois parvus is the source of this 306-nucleotide messenger RNA. Lineage: Eukaryota; Metazoa; Chordata; Amphibia; Anura; Ranidae. The record is from the annotation of a GenBank genome assembly.